GUUAAGGGCCUACUUGCCGGGGUGAUAAUCUUACCGCAGCAGCAGAGGAGCAGUUUCUCAUGACACCGGGAUACCCAAAUCCCUUCCCAAGUUACCAGGAAUGUCGAUGGAAAAUAGAAACCUCAACAUCGGGAAGGGUGCAAUCCGUGUAGAUGUCUUAGAAAUUGACCUGGAUACACAAAGAUGUUCGACAGAUGGCGUCAGGGUAUAUGACGAGACAACGUUGAGGAAGCAGCUUGUUGGAACGGCAUGCGAGGCACCUGCAUCAUUCUAUGUGUAUGGGCCUGAAGCACUGGUUGAGUUCAAAUCGCUGCAAGAAAAUACCACAAAAUCAGGCUUUAAGCUGAAAUAUUACUACACCACAGCGGCUGAACCCUGCGGGGGAAACCUUGUUGCCAACUCUACCAGGCAGAAUGUCACAUCGCCAGGGUACCCUGCCAACUACCCCAACUCCUUCAGAUGUGUCUGGACCAUUACAUCCGAGAAUCCUCAAGGACACGUCGUAGUCUCCUUUUUAGAAGGAGAGCUUUACGCAUUAUUCAAGAAAGAUACUGUGACGGUAUAUGAUGGUAACUCCACUUCCGGUUAUUUAAUGGGUCGAGUGGUCGGUGGUGCCAAGCCCACCUUCUCCAGUCAAGAGUCGUCGCUGACCCUGGUGUUCACAACUGACGACCUAGGACAGUACACGUUGAGUAACAACGCUGGCUUUGUGUAUGGAUAUGAAGAAACGCUGGAUACACCACCUGUGCAUCGGUUGGUUGAAACUCGGAGUGGCACAUCCACCAUAUUAUCACCAAGGUUCCCAGAUGGAGAAGUGAAAGACAUGAACGCCACCUGGACAGUGCGUUCCGACUUCUCCAACUACCAAGUGCUGAUGUCAUUCGUUGAAGUUGAUGUCGGAGACGCAAGUGGCUGUAACAACAAUUACAUUAUGGUCUAUCCAGGUAAUACAUCAUCUGAUGAGUUCUCGAAGAUAUGUGGCAACGAAACGGGUAAAUACGUCAGUCGGGAUAGAGAACUCUCUGUGGUCUUCAAGACAGACAGCAACCUGGCUAGACGAGGGUUUAAAGCUGAAUAUAUUCGACCACGAUAUGGAAGCUUUGAUGGUUGCCAGGGUGAUGUGGACGUGAAAACUGCCGUUUCCAUCGACUCCACUGACGUAGUAUCGCCUUUGUAUCCAGACAUCUACCCCAACAUGAUGAACUGUUCCACCCUAGUGACGGCUAUCCUGAACGGCUCCUUCCUCCGUCUGGAGGUCAUUGACAUGGACACGCCCCACCCCGAGGACACAGACUGCACCAGAGACUACGUGGAGCUCUUUGAUGGCCCAAGUCCUAAUGACCCAAGUCUGGGCCGAUCCUGUGGCAAAUCGUUGUUGAAGGUCAAGUCGACUGGCGGUCAAGUGUUGGUAAUGUUUAUCUCUGACGCAAAUAUCGGCGGCAAAGGAUAUCGGAUCAAAUAUAAGUCUGACCGGGAAGUAACUCCAUAUUCAAUGCCAGUUGGCCUCAUCGUUGGCAUUACCUUCGGCGUCCUUGGCUUUGUCGUGAUCGGCAUUGUUUGCCUCGUUUGCAAGUAUGGACGAGAAUCACCAGCUUACGUACUGUGAGUGCAGGACCGACACAAGGACAGUUUUGUUGGAUAAUCAUAAUCACAGACAAUCGAUUCUCUAUACAUAUGGGGGCGGUGUUGCAGCCUACUGGGUUAAAGCGUUCGCUCGUCACGCCAAAGAUCCGGGUUCGAUUCCCGCAUGGAUGCAAUGUGUGAAGCCCAUUUCUCGUGUCCCCCGCUUGAUAUUGCUGGAAUAUUGCGAAAGGCAGCAUUAGGCUGAACCCAUUCAUUCACUCACUCACUUUAUAUGUUUCCCUUUCAAGAUGAAGUGUUACCGGUGAUAUUGACUUGUGUUAUUUUAACAAAACCUUUCAUAGGUCGAAUAUAUGCAUAAAAACACUUGCCUUACAUUUAUUAAAUGAAUUUACAAUGCAAUUUCCACGUACUGCAAUAUAUGUUGAUGUACUAGUAGAACAUGUCUGUAUUGCUGUUUACAAUAUCUUCUCGAAGUGAAAACAAUGGACAGUAUAUUGUAAGUACUGCUAAAUCCAAUACAAGCCAUAUUUUAAGCGAUACUAUAUGUUUGGUCAGUUGAAGUAUCAAGUAAGUAUAUCUCUAGUGAUGACGUUCUGUAUGAUGAUAUUAAGUCGUAUAAUGUCAUCAAUUACAUUACGUCUUCGAACCAUUGCUUUCACCUUAAGGAUUCCUUUCAGUCAAGUUGUGGUCAUUUAAACUAGCAUGUUAUCAUAUUUUCCAAUUUCCUCACAGAAUUUGGUCAGCUUUGGGUUAGAGAUCAGUAAGGUAAUGUUAACGUCGGAAUAUUGUUGUAUUUUAACGUGUUUAGAAUGACUUAUUGUAUUAUAUGACUAACAGGCCUUUAUUAUGUUUCUAACAAGCUUAGGUUUUGUAUUUAGAUGUUUUGAUGUAAUGACCAAGUGUCCACAUUCCAUCAUUACAUACACAUCAUAUUUACUGUAGUAUAUACUCACGUGGGGAAGGAUGUAACACAUAUCCCCUAAUGUUUCAAUGAGACUACGUUUCUCAUGACGUGUCCCUUCCAGCGCCCAGCUUCCGUAGUUGGUGUCAAGACCAUUUCUCAUGCUGUUUUCUCAGGUGCAGAGUCAAAUAUCUUGCUUAACUAUCGUUGUGAUAUUCGAAAACUCGUCAAAGCUUUAGGUUUUCAGUACCUGUUUUGUAUUUUGCGUAUUAAGGUGUUUGUUUCAUCUCUAGAUGUAUACUGAAUAUCCACACAAUUGGGUGUCGCUAUUUAUAGUUUUGUAACUUUAUGUGUCAUUUCAAUUGAAAUUCUAGAAACCUUGCCAUAUUUUCUUAAAUCUAUAUUACAUAUCUAUCGUUAUUUUUCUCAGGGUGACUCGAGACCUGACCAGUACAUAUAUACAUGACACAUAUUCCAUUCUCUGAAGAAUGAUGAUUUUAAUGUCUUGUCUUACCUCUCUGGGAUGACAUGUAUCUCAGAGACUGUGAUGUUGUAAUAUUUCGUUUUACUGAGUGUGUUGAUAUUACAUACAUAUUUCACGAAUAAACGUUCCAAAAUGUAUGUUUUAAGUGUGCAUUGUUUCUGAUUAUAUGCAGAGUUCGGCGAAAGAUCUUGAUAUUAUUUCCAUGUUUCACAGGUAUGCAAACCACAGUGUAUAAACAACUAACGAGACUUUCCUAUCUAUCAUUGCUAUUUCUGAGCACAACAAUUGAGACAGUUUUGAAUGUUGAUUUUGUUGAGGUGAAUCAGGUGAUAGAGGCGAGUAAAUCCAAUUCGCCUUUGUGUAUGUUUUUGGAGCAAUGUGGUACAAGAUACCGAUCAGGACGGCUGAUGUACCUGUGUACGCAUGUCUAUCUCCACAGUCUGGGGUCGCUGGACCUGCCAUGCCAUGUGCAUGUGUGUACGAUAACGUCAGUGCAUGUGUGUACGAUAACGUCAGUAUUUUGGGCAAGCACAUUGUUCACUGAUAAAACAGUGAAAAUAUCAUUUUGAAAUUGUUCUCAAACAGUCCAUUCAAGUGGGAACUUGUACCGUAUCUGUUUAUUACUUUGAUCUCUUUGAGUUCGGACUCUCCUGUAGGCCAUACCCCGGCGUGCAGAUAUGGCCUUGUUGGCCAUAUCUAUAGUUCUGAAUUUUGAUACAAUGGGUGAUACAGCCUUCAUUGCAGAACAUGUGCACCCUACAUGCAAAUUAUGUACAGUUCUACCAUGAACCUGUCCUCAUAUGUCCCCAUGUUGGAGCAGAUCGAUCGUAUGUCAGUGUUGCCAUUUUCAGUUCCAUGACCUGUUAAUAUGUCUGGAAUAAAAGUUUGAAAAGCGGACUGUAUAAUUAUUUGAAUAAAGCAUUGUAUUUUU
Messenger RNA from Haliotis rubra (blacklip abalone), 3900 nucleotides. RefSeq names its product deleted in malignant brain tumors 1 protein-like. Bases 101 to 1606 code for a protein of 501 amino acids. Lineage: Eukaryota; Metazoa; Mollusca; Gastropoda; Lepetellida; Haliotidae. The transcript has 13 exons. The record is from RefSeq and is a predicted model, not a curated record.